GUGGUUCCCAGGCGACAUGCACAGGCUGGCCUUGGGCAGGGCAGUAAGGAUGGAGAGAGCGAGUGAGUGUUGGAAACACUUGGAAGUAAGAACAAGCCACCAACCAGGGCUGCAAGUGGGAAAGCAAAGAGUUUGUCAGUCUGGCUGUGGGGGUGCCAGGCCCCUGGUGCCCAACUGCCCCCUGGGGGAAACAGGAAGGGUCAGAGUCAGACUGAGGAGACAGCCUGCAGGUCAGAUGUUCACACCCACCUGGCCCAGGUGCAGGUGCCAGUCAUGCCCUCAGAUGGUCCGAGGCCCCUCAGGCCUGGGUAGGCACCUUGGCCAGCGGGAGCCCUAAGGCAGAAAUAGGGGAUGCCCCCACCCCCUCGCCUAACGCCACUACUGAAGAAGGGGCUCCCCUCCCCCAGCCACACAGCUGCCUCUCUGGACAGAGGGAGGGGAAGUGGCCAGAAGGGGAAGUGUGAGUUCCCGUCGGCCUGUUGCCAGUCUACUCAGGCCCUCGGGGUGGCGGCCCAGGGACCCGCUGCAGCCAUGGAGCCACCAGAGACCCCCGUCAAGGAUGGCAUCCUCUACCAGCAGCACGUCAAGUUCGGCAAGAAGUCCUGGCGGAAGGUGUGGGGUCUUCUGUAUGCAGGGGGCCCAUCAGGCGUGGCACGGCUGGAGAGCUGGGAGGUCCGCGAUGGUGGCCUGGGGCCAGCGGGUGACCGGCCUGCAGGUCCUAACCGACGAGGAGAGCCUCGGGUCAUCCGCCUGGCUGAUUGCGUGUCCGUGCUGCCGGUCGACUGUGAGAGCUGCCCCCGAGACACUGGGGCCUUCCUGCUCACCACCACCGAACGAAGCCACCUGCUGGCCGCACAGCACCGCCAGGCAUGGAUGGGUCCCAUCUGCCAGCUGGCCUUCCCGGGCACAGGGGAUUGUGCCACCGGAGCAGGGGAGGCAGAGGCUCCCAAGUGGGGCCUGGUCCCCAUGGAAGAGAAUUCCAUCUACUCCUCCUUGCUGGAAGUGGACAAGUUUCCAGUGGUGGUGCAGAGGACAGAGGCAGCUACCCGCUGUCACCUGAAGGGGUCCUAUGUCCUGCUGCUGAGCCAAGAUGCCAUCCAGCUGAGUGAACCCGCCAGCCCGCAGGCCCUCUACACCUGGCCCUACCACUUCCUGCGCAAGUUUGGUUCUGACAAGGAUGUGUUCUCCUUCGAAGCUGGUCGCCGCUGUGACUCAGGCGAGGGCCUCUUUGCCUUCAGCAGCCCCCGAGCUCGAGACCUGUGUGGGAUUGUGGCUGCCGCCAUCGCUCAACGGAGGGGGCAGCUGCCUGAGCUGGUGGGGCCCCGGCCCUGCCCUCUGCCUCGGGCCACCUCCCUACCCUCGCUGGACCCCCCUGGGGAGCUGCGGGAGUUGCCCCCGGGGCCUGAGCCUUCCAGCUCCCGUCGGGCACGCCUGGCUGAACCUGGGCCACAGAGCCUGCCCCCGCUGCCUGUGGAGGCUGGGCUGUAUGCUGCCGUGUGCAAGCGGGCCAGUGGACCCCUUGUCCCCGCAGAGCACCUCUACGAGAAUCUGUGUGCGCUGGAAGCCGGCCCUGUACCGCCCGACCUGGGGGACUCUGCAAAGGAGGGCCCCAGCGCCUGCAGUCCCCCGGAUAGUCCCAUCUACCACAACAGCGAGGACCUGGGCUGGCCCAGCCCAGCCCAUGACAGCAGCCUGGAGGCGCAGUACAGGCGGCUGCUGGAGCCGGAUCUUAGUGACAAUGGUGAUGAGGCCGGGGUUUCCGGCCGCCAUGGUACUCAAGCAGGCUUCAAGGCCAAGCUGGUGACACUGCUGAGCCGAGAGCGGAGGAAGGGCCCAGCCCCCUGUGACCGGCCCUGAGCACCCACAGCUGUGGCCUGGCAUGGGACAAGGGAGCCAGCAAACAAUGGACAUCUGGGGACACGGCCCUGCGUCCACUCUGGCCUCAGGGACAAGACAGGUGUUGUGAGGAGGCCUCCCAGAGCCCUGCCAGCCCCCAGUGUACAGUGUACAGGUCUCCUGAGAAUAAAGCCUCUGGCUCCCCACCUGGUCCGCGCACAGA
Messenger RNA from Phyllostomus discolor (pale spear-nosed bat), 2059 nucleotides. It is a transcript of the gene DOK3, whose product is annotated as docking protein 3. Lineage: Eukaryota; Metazoa; Chordata; Mammalia; Chiroptera; Phyllostomidae. The coding region runs from base 352 to 1857 and encodes 501 amino acids. The record is from RefSeq and is a predicted model, not a curated record. Gene Ontology annotation, cellular component: cytoplasm. Gene Ontology annotation, biological process: positive regulation of MAPK cascade; cell surface receptor protein tyrosine kinase signaling pathway. The transcript has 5 exons.